Messenger RNA from Auanema sp. JU1783, 1797 nucleotides. NCBI's taxonomy places the organism in Eukaryota, Metazoa, Nematoda, Chromadorea, Rhabditida, Rhabditidae. The record is from the annotation of a GenBank genome assembly.
AUGGCUUCUAAUGAUGUAUCUUGGCUUUCUGAGGAAACUGAAAAGAAAAAUCAAGAAGAUCUAUUUCAAAGUUUUCUGUCAGAAGACGAGUCAAGACAUUGCUCCUUCUCCACUUCGUUUGCUAUAUAUAGAGAUACCUCCAUGGCUUCUUAUAAUUCAGAUGAUAAUAAAGAGAAUAACGAGGACACAGAGCAUGAAGAGAACACGAAUGAAGGAGACGCAUGCGAUUCAGAUUCCUAUUAUACCACUCACGAUGUUUCAAUGAUGAGCAUAUCCUCACCCGCAGAGCGGAAGAAGCCAUCAUCACGUACCUCAAAGGUUAUGUCUAAAAUUCCUGUAAAACAGAAGAAAAGUAUUUCCGGUGCUAAUAGCACGAAAAGUGGCUCCAUACUGUCUACUACUCAAUCUUCCAUUUUGGAUGAUGUUGUUGAAGAAGAUCAACGAAACCUACUGCUUGAGCUCUAUCCUGAAUUAGCUAACCAAAGCCAGUGCAGUGUGGUUGCGGUUGAUGAUGAUGAUGAGCCAUCAACAAAUGACUCUUUCCAACUAAAUAUUGAGUAUGUAGACCCUAAAAAAAACUCAACGCCUGAACUAAUUGAUUUAACCGCAGAUUCUUUUAAUCUCACUCCUAGUCCGGAGAAUAAACGGCCGGUUGCACGAAAAAAUAAAAAUAACUUUAACCAAUCUGAAAGAUUAAAUGCAUGCCGCGAUAGUAGCGACGAUGAUGACGAUCAGUUCAAUAAUUUCCUCCAAGCGCUUAGAAAGCCGGUAGUUCAUGAGGUUUCUGACAAAGAGGAAGACGCGGUAGAUAAUGAGAAUUUUGUUGUCAGUGAUGACGAAAUAAUUUAUACGACUGAUGGGUCUACCAGUUCUAAUGACUUCAUCGACGAUGAGGAUGAGGACGAAGAGGAAAUAGAGGACGAUGAAGAAGGGGUUAGCCGAGAUUCUUCUCCUAAAAGGAGUAGAAACAGUCCAGCUGAUGUUUUCUCCAAACAGUUCAAUACACCUUCCAUACGCGUAAAACUCAGUUCUCAGUAUGAUCACUUUCUGAAUUCUUUGUCUAUAAACUUUACCGGUAAACGUCAUCGAGAUGCUGAGAAGUACAUACAGAAAGGGAUCAAGAACCGAACGAUUAGAGAUGAAUUGACUGAAAAGUUGUUUUUAUUGUACAAAAAUUAUUGUUUCAAUGAUUUGCUUCCUAUGGAUUAUGAGCAUGUUACAUGGAAUGCACGACUCCGUAAAACUGCUGGUCUAUGUAAAAACAGUUUCCGUAAUCGGACAGCAACUAUUGAGUUGUCAACCAAAGUCUGCACUACGCCUGAAAGGCUAAGAGAUACUCUCGUUCAUGAGCUUUGUCAUGCAGCAACAUGGUUGAUUGAUGGAGUUCCCAAAGCUGGACAUGGGCCUGUUUGGAAAAGAUGGACUAACAAAUGUGUGCAAAAGUUUCCUUCUCUGCCAUCAAUAGAUCGAUGCCACACGUAUGAUAUUGAAGCUAAAUAUGUCUAUGUCUGCAAUGGAUGUGGUCAAAGAGUGAAAAGACAUUCCAAAUCUCUGGAUAUCACCAAGAAGAUUUGUGGAAGAUGUCGAGGUCACUUUGUGCUGAAUGUCGACAAUGAAAAGAAGAAGAGAGAACCGAGCAAGUUUGCUAAGUUUGUCAAAGAUAACUAUGGAAAACUUAAAAGCUCGGGAACGCCACAUAAAGAGAUAAUGGUGAAGCUGUCCGAGAUGUGGAAGACCCAACAGAUAGUUGAAGCAACAUCUUUGGAUAUUAGUGUGAUGUCAAUACAUGAAGAAUAA